Drosophila yakuba is the source of this 921-nucleotide messenger RNA. RefSeq names its product 40S ribosomal protein S23 (gene RpS23). The coding region runs from base 120 to 551 and encodes 143 amino acids. The record is from RefSeq and is a predicted model, not a curated record. Lineage: Eukaryota; Metazoa; Arthropoda; Insecta; Diptera; Drosophilidae. Gene Ontology annotation, biological process: translation. Gene Ontology annotation, molecular function: structural constituent of ribosome. The transcript has 3 exons. Gene Ontology annotation, cellular component: ribosome; cytosolic small ribosomal subunit.
CCGGCUCUGCUGCGCGGCGGUCACACUGAAGCAUCCGCUGGUAUUUCGUAACGCUAGGCAACGGUCACUCUGCCAUCCUUCUUUUUAUUUCCGCCGUUUGCCGAGAAAGUUGGAAAAUCAUGGGCAAGCCAAGAGGUCUGCGCACUGCCAGGAAGCAUGUGAACCACCGUCGUGACCAGCGUUGGGCCGACAAGGACUACAAGAAGGCUCAUUUGGGAACCAGAUGGAAGGCCAAUCCCUUCGGAGGUGCUUCCCACGCCAAGGGAAUCGUCCUGGAGAAGGUCGGCGUCGAGGCCAAGCAGCCUAACUCUGCCAUCCGCAAGUGCGUGAGGGUGCAGCUCAUCAAGAACGGCAAGAAGAUCACCGCCUUCGUGCCCCGUGACGGUAGCUUGAACUACAUUGAGGAGAACGACGAGGUCCUGGUCGCCGGUUUCGGUCGUAAGGGUCAUGCCGUCGGUGAUAUUCCCGGUGUGCGCUUCAAGGUUGUCAAGGUCGCCAACGUCUCCCUGUUGGCUCUCUACAAGGAGAAGAAGGAACGCCCAAGAUCUUAGAUGAACAUGCAUCUAAUCUUUUUCCAGACAAGCAGAGUUAGGGUUUUACAAAUCUAAAUAAACAAAAAAAGAAACACACCUGUUAAAUGUUUCAAUUAAAUGUGAUUUUCUUGACUAUAUGUGUGGCUCGCAUGUUUGUGUUUACUGAUAUAGAAUGGUGAUUAGACUACAAAUUGUUUUUAAAUUCUAAGUACUAAUUAGUUAAUUAAAAAGUUAGCGGAAUAGGGAUAUUUUCUUAAUAUUUAAAUGUGCACACUAAAACAGCUACAUCUAUUCGUUUGCGUUCUCUUGAAGCAUAUUCUAAAAUUUCGUUGUGCAACGCUAUACGUAAUAUAUUUGCCUAAGAACCGGAUUAAACAGUUACAUAGAA